This is a messenger RNA of Fundulus heteroclitus (mummichog), 1838 nucleotides long. Its product is annotated as ELAV-like protein 1. The record is from RefSeq and is a predicted model, not a curated record. NCBI's taxonomy places the organism in Eukaryota, Metazoa, Chordata, Actinopteri, Cyprinodontiformes, Fundulidae. The coding region runs from base 202 to 1284 and encodes 360 amino acids. The transcript has 8 exons. Gene Ontology annotation, cellular component: ribonucleoprotein complex. Gene Ontology annotation, molecular function: RNA binding.
GAGAAGAAGCUGUAUUCUCGCGAUACUCUGUUCCUUUGUGUUGAGAAGAGCGUGUUCAGAGAAGCUGCAGGUUUUAAACUCCUCGGGAGAACCAGCCGAACGAUCGAGCGAACCUGAAGUGGACCUCUCCACAGCCGUGGACUCAUUCAGCUUUACCUGCGCCACCUGAUCAGACAAAAUCAAACUACCUGAGCAGUUUCCAUGGCAGUGAGACGAGGACACAUCAGGUACCUGAAGGUGUGUGAGGUCCAGCCCACUCAAGGUGAAGGCAGAGACGCACAGAUUUCCUCCAAAGGAGCGACUGUGAAGGAGCUGUACGAUAACGGCUUCGCAGAGGCCAUGAUGGAGGAGGACGACGACUCUCGGACCAACCUGAUCGUGAACUACCUGCCGCAGAGCAUGAGUCAGGACGAGCUGCGCAGCCUCUUCAGCAGCGUCGGCGAGGUGGAGUCAGCCAAGCUGAUCCGCGACAAAGUGGCAGGCCACAGUUUAGGUUACGGCUUUGUUAACUUUGUUAACCAUAGUGAUGCAGAGAGGGCUAUCAGUACCCUCAAUGGCCUGAGGCUACAGUCUAAAACUAUCAAGGUCUCGUUUGCCCGCCCGAGUUCAGACACGAUUAAAGAUGCAAACCUUUACAUCAGCGGUCUCCCCAGAACGCUGAGCCAGCAAGACCUGGAGGACAUGUUCUCCUCGUUUGGACGCAUCAUUAACUCCAGAGUUCUGGUGGACCAGGCCUCAGGUCUCUCCCGGGGCGUGGCCUUCAUUCGUUACGACAAGAGGGCCGAGGCUGAGGACGCAGUCAAACACCUGAAUGGUCACGUACCGCCCGGCAGCUCCGAGCCAAUCAAUGUCAAGUUUGCUGCCAACCCCAAUCAGACCAGGAACUCCAUCGUGAUGGCGCAGACGUACCACAACCAGUCGCGCCGCUUCGGGGGCCCGGUCCAUCAUCAGGCCCAGAGGUUCAGGUUCUCUCCAAUGACUGCUGACCACAUGGGUACAGGAGGCGGAGCCUCUGCGAGCCCAACCUCUGGUUGGUGCCUGUUCAUCUAUAACCUGGGCCAGGAUGCAGAUGAGGGAAUGCUGUGGCAGAUGUUUGGGCCGUUCGGCGCCGUGGUCAACGUUAAAGUGAUCCGAGACUUCAACACCAACAAGUGCAAAGGGUUCGGUUUUGUUACCAUGGCGAACUACGAGGAGGCCGCCAUGGCCAUCCACAGCCUGAAUGGGUACCAGCUGGGGGACAAAGUCCUGCAGGUGUCCUUCAAGAGCAACAAGGGACACAAGUAAGCAGGCAGCUGCAGUGGGUGGGCGCGGCUCAUAUGUGGUAGUUGUUUUUCUUCCUCGUUUUUUCUAUUAGCAUGCACAGCUUCUUAUUUUUCUGCUGAAAGUCGUUCUGAGACAACUGGUUGGACCUUCAGACCUCUGUCCUCAGUGUUUGUCCUGCAGGCUGACCGGCCGCUGAAGGUCUAAACCUCAAAUGUUCUGCAGAGAUGGUUGAAAGUCAGAGUUUCAGCCUCGGUUUUCUGAUAUUUUUUUUUUUUUAGAAAGUGAUGGUCAAUUUUAUGUGAAAGAGUUCCACCCAGGAUACGUCAGCAGUCAUUAAAUUACUCAAUGUUUAUCUGAUGUGGUUUAAUAAAACACCGUCUGGGCUGUAAGGACUUCUGAGGAGAUUCUGACUUGGUGUGAGUGGAAAAAUCUUCGGCUCUUUGUACAAAUCAUUUAAAACAAGCAGAACACGUGAAAGACAUGCCAAACUUUUCUCUUCUUUAAUGUUUGCUUUAUUUUGGCCUCAGUGUGAUAUUGACUGUUUAUUCAAUAAUAAAUCUGUUCAUGUAAAGGAU